Messenger RNA from Amphibalanus amphitrite, 1097 nucleotides. Its product is annotated as single insulin-like growth factor-binding domain protein-1. The coding region runs from base 258 to 539 and encodes 93 amino acids. NCBI's taxonomy places the organism in Eukaryota, Metazoa, Arthropoda, Thecostraca, Balanomorpha, Balanidae. The record is from RefSeq and is a predicted model, not a curated record. Gene Ontology annotation, cellular component: extracellular region. The transcript has a single exon.
GCUGAGUAAGCUGCGAACGGUGAGCGCCCUCCCGCGAGACCGGCAACAGUACCGAGUAUCACGUGCAAAGUGCAUCCUCGUGAUUACGACGAAGGAAGUCAACCCAGAAGCUGCCAACUGAAGCCAAGAGGCAAAGCCUAUCUGUGAUCAGUUACGUGACCUUCGAGGGUGGUGAAGCCACUCCACGCCCAUUCGGCGUCAUCUUCAUCCGCCUCCGCCUGUGUGCAUCCGCCCACCUCCAGCCAGCAGUGCUCGCCAUGGGUGUGUCAAUGCGAUGCUGCCUGCUGGCCGUGACUGUGCUGUCCGCGCUUCUGGCGUCAGCUGCCGCCAUGCCCGCCUGCAACUGCACCUACCGCAGCUGCGAGCCCGAGCUGCGCGAGUUCCACUGCCCGUACGGCGAGGGCCGUGACCCGUGCGACUGCUGUCGGGUCUGCCUCAAGGGGCCGGCCGACAAGUGCGGUCCCCUGGAGACGCCCUGCGGCCACGGCCUCUACUGCGAUCCCGUCAAGGGACAGUGCCGCUCCGUGCAUCAGGCAUGACCUGGGUGAGAGUUUCAGCCAGCAGCGGCGUCCUGCAGGGAACACCGUGACGGACUUCGUGACAGCCGUGACGGUUCGAGCGCUCCGUGACGCGAGACCGGCCAGCUAGCCACCGCGAGCAGUGCCGGCAGAAGGCGGGCCACCCCGCCGGUGCCUCACCGCUACACCUUGGGAAGACCAACGCGGUAAGCGCUGACAACUGCCAGUGAAGCAGCAGACCACCGUACUCCGUCGAGACACAAUGGACUGUGUGCAGCGGUCCAAAGCAGGAGCGCCCCAUCACCAUCUCAGUCGCCGACCUCACUGUCCGGCCCGCUACGUCCUAUCGGCCGUAGCCACCAGACGUCCGGUCGUGCUCGCACGACCCCGACGCUCUGAUUUUGCCAAAGAGACCAGUAUUUGUAUGAGAGAAUGAGCGUGGAAUCGGUUGAGUGCAUACGAUGAAUGCACUGUCGCUGAGCUUGUUGCGUAGUUGAGUUUUUAUUGCUAUCUUGUUGACAAUGCAUCCAUAGUGUUAUACCAUGAAGUCGUUAAUACAGAGACCAGUACAAACGGACA